AUGCAGAGCGGCCAGCCACAUAUAAACUGCUGUAUUCUUACCUUCUUCCCAUCUAGUACUGUUGACUUCAUCGGAAGCUGCUAUUUUACUGAGAUCUGCAAAUGCAAACUGAAGAACAUCGCGUGUUUGAAGUGCGGUAACAUUGUCGGUUAUCAUGUGAUUUCUCCCUGCAAACCUUGCCUGCUGUCCUGUAAUAAUGGCCACUUCUGGAUGUUUCAUAGCCAAGCAGUCUUUGGCAUCAACAGACUAGACCCUUCUGGUGUGAAUGUAUUGCUCUGGGGCAACUUGCCAGAUUUGGAGGAAAGCACAGAUGAAGAUAUGUCCUGCAUCUCUGAGGAGGAAUAUAUCAGAUAAACAUCAUCUAUAAUAUACGACAGUAUCUUCCCUAGAUUUGUUGCAUUGCUGUUUGGUUUGGACUUCUUUUCCCCUACUGGCCUGUCAGAGCUUAAACAAUACAGGAAACCAGGAAAUCUGGAAAACAAGCCUAAAAAAGGAAGGUAUCAUCCUCCUUAGACUCCUGAAUCUGCCUGAAUCUUCUGUCUAGAGACACACGCCUUGGUUAGAUCUGGAAAUGCAGAUG
Messenger RNA from Egretta garzetta (little egret), 580 nucleotides. RefSeq names its product family with sequence similarity 72 member A (gene RUMY1). Lineage: Eukaryota; Metazoa; Chordata; Aves; Pelecaniformes; Ardeidae. Bases 1 to 354 code for a protein of 117 amino acids. Gene Ontology annotation, cellular component: cytosol. The transcript is spliced from 4 exons. The record is from RefSeq and is a predicted model, not a curated record.